AGCCACAACCAAGGAAAAUCUUCAAGAGUAAAAAACCUGCACGUGUAGCCGCUCUUCCUCAGUUUUAUCACUCGACGCUGUAUAAUUAUCAUUAUAUUUGACGUUUAUUGUAGGAGAGAAGACUGAGUGAUCCAGGGAAGGUUGUUGAGGUCACCAGGACACUUAAAGAUGGCGAAACGCGCGAGCAGACUUGCCAAAAAGGCCAAGAAAAAGGGCCUUUCGUUGGCCAAGGCCUCGAACAUUCGCAAGGCCAAAAUGGCCAAGCGUGGAAUACUCACAGAAGCGCAAGCGAAGAAGAGGAAAGAGGAGAGAAAGGCCAGAAGACAGGAGAAGAACGCUGAGAUAUGGGCCAAUAAGAAGAGGGCCAAUAGACGGAAGGAACUUUAUGCAUCGGAGAAAGAAAUUUACCCUCUCACUCGAGAAGUCUCAGGAGAGGAGAUGAUGGAUAUGAUGGACCCUGAAGAUCUCGACUACCUAGUCAAGACAGAAGGAAAGAAGAGGAAACACGAGGCAACAGAAGAUGGGCAAAGAGGCGACAGCAUCGAAUCAAUCGAGGAUGAGGAACGAAGCUUUGAUAAAGACAGUUAUAUGAAAAAUAUGAGAAAGCUUCUUCCUGUGAAGACUGAUAAAGGCAUUAUCUCACGAUACACAGAUAUGGAAGAAGUGACCGAAGAUGGAGAGGUCAUGGAGGAGGAUAAAACAGAACAUGAAACCAAGCUAAAAGUGAAAUCCACUGUGGAUUUUCUGGUUGAGCGACAACAGAAGCUGGAGGAGAAGAAAAUCAAGAUUGGGUGUCUGGCUGCCAAUUUCCUGGUUGAACCGGAGGAGAGGUUGUCUGGGCUGUCCAGUUUAGUGAACUUCAUGGACGAGUCUGACCCAGAUGUUGCAGUCACUGUCAAGAAGUACGCAGCUCUCAGCCUGCUGGAGGUCUUCCACAGCAUUAUCCCCUCAUAUUACAUCGUCGCCCACGACAUGGAGAGGAAAUUAAAGAAAGUAACAAAGAAGAUGUAUUUUUAUGAAAACCAAAUGUUAUCAGCCUACCAGCUCUACCUUAAAGGUCUGGAAGAUAUGUUGAAAUCAGAGAAGAGGAGAGAGAAGAUGAAGACAGGUGGUAAAAAUCCAGCAAUUAAGCAUAUGGUAAUGGUGGCACUUAAGUGUUUUGGGAGCUUACUGACGCAACACAGCCACUUCAACUUUACCAGCAACAUCAUCCGUGCUUUUGUGCCUUACCUCAACCACGUCGAUGAUGAAAUAUGCUCAUUGGUCACCAGUUACCUCGCCCAGCUCUUCAAGGCAGAUAAAGAUGGUCGCAUCUCUUUGGAAGUGGUGCAGCAGAUUGACAGGUACGUGCGAGGCCUGUCGUUCCGGGUGCGGCCUGAGGUGCUCAAGGUGUUGCUGGUGCUGAGGGUCAAGGAGGCCCAGAGUAUAGACGUCGAUAUAGAAGCCAACCUCACUGCCAAACGCAAACUAACCCAUACCGAGAAGCUUUUAAAAAAGCUUGCAGAGAAGAAUCGACCCAAGAAAUCCAUCAAGGAGGCUAAGAUUUUCCGUAAGAAGAGAAAGCUAGAGGAGAAGAUGAAGGGAAUACACAAAGAGAAGGAGACAAAAAUCCGCAAGACUCACCACACUAGCGUGAUUCAGUUGGUGUUUGGCUUGUUUAUCCAUGUGUUAAAGAGGCGAACCAAUAAUAAACUCAUGGGAGUCAUCCUGGAAGGUCUUGCAAAAUUUGCACACCUGAUCAACAUAGAAUUCUUUGCGGACUUACUCAAUGUUCUGGGAGAGCUGAUGGCUGAAGAUACCCUCAAGUUCCGUGAGUCUCUGCAUUGCAUCCAGGUGGUGUUUACCAUUCUCUCUGGUCAGGGAGAGGUGCUCACCCUUGACCCACACAGAUUCUACAAAUACUUGUAUGCCAACAUGUUCGAGUUGAGUGCAGGCACAAACCAUAAUGACGUCUUAUCUGCCCUGGAGUCUGUGAAACAAAUGCUGGUGGAGCGACACAAGCGAGUUAGUCUGGUGCGUGUUCAAGCCUUCAGUAAACGUAUUGCUUCACUCAGCCUCACCCUCCUCCACAGUGGCACCAUCGCCUCUCUCGCUGUUCUUCGUAGCAUUUUGCUGGUCCACCCCAGCACUGAGACCUUGCUAGAAACAGACUCGGAGGGAACAAGCGGUGUUUUCUCACCUGAGAUAGAAGAUCCAGAGCAUUGUAAUGCCUCUGCCUCCUCCUUAUGGGAACUUCAUUACCUGAUGCGACACUACCACAGCACCGUACGGCAGAUGUCCGAGCAUGUAGUGCGUGGAGCACCCCUCCAGGGUGACUAUACCUUGCCCUAUACUCUUACUAAGAGAUCAAUUGAGGAUCUCUUUGAGGAUUAUGAUCCAUCAGAAAUGCGCUUCAACCCCGCCAUUCCGACUCCAAGCCAACACUUGUCCAACAGAUUAAGCCAGAAGACCAGGAAGCACAUGAAUAGACUAAACAAUGAACACUGGAUCACAGACUACAUGACACAAGAGACCCGCGCCCUGGCAAGUUGCUCCACCAACAACCCCGGGACUACCACUGGAUGUCGUGCAGAGGUUUCAUCUCUGGAAAAUUUGGCCCCAGUCGCUGAAUUGAAUGAUGCCGAUUUUUAUAGCGGAAUGCUGUUAAAUAUGAACCUUGAUGAAAUUCCCACCAGGAAAAUUUCCGAUGAUGAAGUUUGUGAAGAUUUUACAAUAAGUCUCCUUAAGAGUGAAACCAGGAAGAAAUAAUUACUGGAUGUACUCUGUA
Messenger RNA from Cherax quadricarinatus, 2767 nucleotides. RefSeq names its product Nucleolar complex protein 3 (gene Noc3). Gene Ontology annotation, molecular function: chromatin binding. Gene Ontology annotation, cellular component: nucleolus. NCBI's taxonomy places the organism in Eukaryota, Metazoa, Arthropoda, Malacostraca, Decapoda, Parastacidae. Gene Ontology annotation, biological process: DNA replication initiation. The record is from RefSeq and is a predicted model, not a curated record.